AUGUGGUUAUGGUUUCCUUGCUGUCAGUUUAUACAUGUAGCCGCACAACACGAGGAAAAACAAUGCAGUGGAAGUGCGGUGCAUUCGGGUCGAACGCGCGUAGCGGCACAUUUUGUUCGUCUGAAGACAACGCGCACGUGCUGCAAGACAGAGGAUGGUCUUUCCGCAGUCAUUCCGCUGGUCACUCAAUGCGCAUAUCAGCCGGGCAAGCCAAGCAACUCAGGUGGAUAUUUCCUGGUUCUAGAAAUUCUGCCUGAUCGUUGCUUGUUUUUUUCUUUGACCACAUCAAAUACUCUGACGGGAAAUUCAUCUAGUGUAUUGGAAAUUAAUGAAUUAUUGAAUUGAGGCCCAACCCACUCAACAUAGCGAAAACAAGCGGAAGGCUUCUCCAGACAAGGUGACCCGCCGACUGCGCCGGGUAGUUCGAGUAGCAAAGUGCUUCUCUAGUCGUUUUGUCUGCAUAUGAGGUAAUUCGUAGAUCAAUUCGGGUUGUCGCGGCACCGGUUCUUUUGUGUCCGUCUGUGCGUGAUACUUUCAGCCGCAGCACACUACUGCAGCCGUUUCCGCAAUGUGGGACUUUGUAGGCACUAGUAUCUCAC
Molecule: messenger RNA, 599 nt
Organism: Toxoplasma gondii ME49
Lineage: Eukaryota; Apicomplexa; Conoidasida; Eucoccidiorida; Sarcocystidae
Exons: 1
Coding region: 1-345 (114 amino acids)
Source: RefSeq, a predicted model, not a curated record